Messenger RNA from Cotesia glomerata, 1853 nucleotides. RefSeq lists its product as uncharacterized. The transcript is spliced from 2 exons. Bases 468 to 1664 code for a protein of 398 amino acids. Lineage: Eukaryota; Metazoa; Arthropoda; Insecta; Hymenoptera; Braconidae. The record is from RefSeq and is a predicted model, not a curated record.
GAUUAUUUAUUGAGAUGAGCAACAUCAUUGAGAGUAUAAUAGUCUCUUUGAAUGUUUUUAUAAAAUCAUCAACUACGACGAUGGAUACUUAAGAACCAUUUUUAUCAUUUCAGGGACACUCAGUACUUAGCAAUUAUUCAAUAGUUUGAAUGACGCAAGAAAUAUAAUUAUUUAAAACAAAAAGUAAAAAUAUGUAUUCUAAGGAUUAUUUUCAUGUUACAUUUCAUAGGAUAUUUAUAAAUAAAUUCCUUUGUACUAUUCAGCACUGCAUAUAAUAAUAAUGCCAAGUAUUGAACUAUUCUCGUUGUCAAGUAAACAACCGCCUCUAGCCCCUUAAAUUAUCUGGCAUUCCUUCAGUGUAUCGAGAAAAUGGGUCGAGACGAUUAAUCGCUGUUUACUUUUGGUUUGAUAUAAAAUAUUUAAUUAUAAAAUGAAUAAUAAUUAUAUAAAAUGUUUUAAAAAUAAAAAUGCAAGCUAAAAAGUGUUGUCUUCACUGUCCUGGCGCAUGGGUAUCUUCCCAAGAACGUGAAGAGCACACGUGCAAUCUUCCGACUUACAUAAAAGGAAAUUUAAAGGUGUCGUCUUUGAAUAAAUACGUCGUGGGAGAAGAAGAACGCUCUGAAAGAUUGCGGGGUUGUCCUAAGAAGCCUUUGCCGACAGGAGAAAAUUCUUGCUACGACAGGUUCGCAAUAGCGAAAAAAUUUCACGCUGAAAACCUCCAACACCAGCCGCUGCCAGACAAAGUUAACGAUUCAGUGUUUAAAAAUAUAAAUCUACGUAAAGUUGAAGAGUAUUCGUUAAAGAGUGAGGAUAAAUUAAAUAACAAUGAGCGUCGACGGUUACCGAGGUCAAGGAGCUGUCAUAAAUUACAAGCAGGCCUGCAAUAUGCUCCGGCACUGGGCUGUAAAACUCCCACGACGAAUAUGGAUCUGGCGAUAUGUUGGGAGGCACCAAUUGAUCCUUGCUACGAGCCUCCACGUCCUACGCACAUUGACGGAUCAGAAGGUGGUCCAGCCCCGGCGAUAUUCACUCUAGUUCAGCGUGAAAACGGGCAAGACGUUGCUCACAAGUCGCCUAUGGAGAGAUUCGAAGCUAAGUUUAGCAAUGUUAAGAGCCGCUGUCAGUGUAAUCGUGUAAAGAAUCAUAAUUGCAGGGAAGACAAUGAGACUCACUGUGGUGGGUGUCAGCAUAAUGCGCAACAGCCAUUGAACAAUCAACAGAGCCCAGAACUCAACAGCAAAGAUCUCUGCGAUAAUUUUCAAUCUGUUCAUAUUUCCCAGGAUCACAGAAUGGUUAAAUCAGGCUGCGAUUCUAAACGACGCCAGCCGGUGCAUUUGAGAAAUUGCUCGCCGUGUCAUUGCCGAGGUGACCGUACCAAGAGACCAAGGUCACGGUCUAUACAGUCAGCGCCUGUAUAUCAAGGCAACAGAAAUUUUAAACGCAAUGGAUUGCCUAAUAAAUUGACGGUACCAAGACCAAGGACUCCGUACGCCAAGAGAGAUUUUUGCAUUGAUACUCUCACACCGCCUUUUAGUAUUGUUGAAGGAACUAGGGAUUCUGAAUAUCCAGAGCACUGGAGACUUACUUCGGUCUAUCAACAAUCUUAUAAAAAUCCUAAAAAAUGCUGUAUACACUCCAACGGUACCAGUUAUUAUGUAAUAUAACGCGUCACCGAUGGUACCAGCUUUUACCAAUACGUCAUUGGCUAAAUAUAUUUCUGACUUCAGAUGCAUUACGACUUGUGGUAAAAUUGACGAUGGUAUAUGCUUGAAGAAUUCUACUUUUUCUAAUAAAUUUCUGCAGUUGUACAUUAUUACUUCCUGUUAAAUUGGUUAUUAUUAAUUAUUAUAUUA